AUGCCAGCAGGCAGCCCUUCGCGAUUAGCAAAUGCCGAACUCACCCCCGACCGGCGACUCUCAUUCCAACCACCAGGAUCAAGGCACGUUUCAUCAUACAACGUGAUCACCACAAAUCUGACUGACAUUGAUAUAGAAAUCCCCGAAGAUAAACCUGCAUUGGCAACUCCACCUCGACAACCUUCAAUCGAGCGCGACGAUCAUGAUGGACCACCAGCUAAGAGGCGGAAAAUCACAGAUACAAAUCAGAGGCCAUCCCCAAGGCUCAUAUCUCCCCCAUGGAAACGGGUCGUGGCAGAGGGGCCAACCACCUUCGUCGAGAAUGGUCGGAGGAAAUCUGGGAGAACAAAUGUGGUGCCCCUCGAGUUGCAGCCGCAGUCGACUAAGAGAAACACACGCGCCGCUUUCGAUAAGGUGAAGGCGGAGCGCGAGAAGGUUGCGAAGCCAGUCUACAAUGUGACAGCCAAGAAGGCAAAGGUCGAGAUACAGGAGCCAACCUCGUCUACGAAGCGUGGUCCAGGCCGGCCACCAAAGAGUCGCGAUGCGGACAGCCCGCAUUCAGCGAAGCAAGAAGAAACCCCAAAGCAUACGAGAACCUCGACUCGUCCAAAAUCUACCCAGGUCAAGACCAAAUCCCCUCGCCGCUCUGCCGGGCCUGUCACUCGACGCGAUCGACCGAAUUCCCCUCAUCUAAAUGGCGUCAAACAAGAAGAAGAACCAUACACCAAUGGCGUGCUGCAACCCGAGGAGACUGACAAUGAAGGCGACGAUUCGGAUAUAUCGAGUCUACACGAAAAGCGAUCUCCGAGCCCUCCCUUGCUCCUGUCGAAAGUGAUCUUUCGCGUCCGACUGCCUCAGCCUUCUGUAGCCACACCUGCUAACAUACCCGCACCCAAGAAGUUUGGAUCCUUCACGGAGUUUCUAGAGCGCGAUGAUACGGAACCACGGGAGGACACCCUUGCCCCUGUUGAGAUAACGAGGGAGGCUGUUGCGCGACGACGAGUGAGAGAAGCGCAAAGACGUGGUCGGCUGACUGAGAAAAAGCUGCUUGACACACUUCCUGACAGACCGGAAGAGCCGAAACGACAAUAUGCUCAUCUUGAUCAUCUUCUUGCACACGUUUCCCGCUUCAAAGUCCUACUAAAGAAAGAGGCCCAGGACCAUAGAAGACAGGCGCAUGCAUUGGCGCAUGAGGCUAAGAAGUACGUUGAAGACAAGCAAAAGCGAAAUAGAGUCAAGACCGUGGAGGAGAUUGAGCGGGAGAAACGAGAUGCUACGAUCGCCUUCUAUCGGACCGUUGUUAAGGAUAUCGACAAGCUAUGGGCAGCAGUCAGGGCUGAGGUCGACGCCAUGCGCCAGAAACAGUAUGAAGAGGAACAGCAAGCCAGGGUGAAAGGUCACCUUGCUCGAGUUCUAGAUCGGACUGAUCAAAUGCUCAAUAAAGCGGCCGAGCACGAGGAAUCCAUCGUGGGUACAGAUGCGGAAAAUUCGACAAGUGAGACAAGCGAGGAAGACUCUGAAGACAGUGAGCAAAUGUCAGAAACAGAUACAGAUUUCGAGUCUGAGCCAGAGGUUGGCAAUGGCGAUGCAGAAAUGUCGGUCGAAGAGUUGAGACGCAAAUAUGAGAAUUUACCGGAUAUGCCGGAGGCUGAUGAAGAAGCGCGACAAGAUUCCAUCGAAGCCAGCGGAAACGAGACGGAUCCGAAACAGUCUGAGGAGGACUCGGACCCAGAGACUGAGAUGGAUAGCGAGUUCGACACGGAUGAGUCAGGCACAGAGAACGAAGAUGACGACGAAGAGCACGAGGGUGAGGAAGAGGCUCAAGGCGGUCUUCUUUCACUGUUCUCGAAGAAAGAAAUCUCGGAAAUGGCGCCGGCGUCCGAUGGGCUGUCUGCGGAACAGGAAGAAGCUGCUAAGGGCAGUCCUCUGGUUCAAGUGCUGGAAGACCACGAGAUGCAGGAUGCAGAAAGCUUGGUGCAACCAGCGAGCCCAGAUAAACAUGGUCCCAAGGAGGUCGACGCCGAAUCGAGGCAGGAGGACAUUCAGCAUUCUGCAUCUGGAGAGGACUCAGGAAGCGCGGAUCCUAGUGCACACACUUCGCCACAUACCAGCGCCACCAAAGUCUCCGAAUCCGACUCUGUCUCGUCGAUCGAGCCUCAUGCUGAGACAGCGCUGCCUCUCACUCCCUCCGAUGGAAAGUCGUCCAAUAUCAAGACUCCGGUUCCAAGCUUGUUGCGAGGAACUCUCCGACCAUAUCAACAUGAAGGCCUCGAUUGGCUGGCAGAGCUUUAUGCACAUGGAAGAAGUGGUAUUCUAGCUGAUGAAAUGGGUCUCGGAAAGACCAUUCAAAGCAUUUCGGUGUUGGCGCACCUUGCCGAAGUCCACGAAGUUUGGGGUCCGCAUCUUAUUGUGGUGCCGACCAGUGUAAUGCUGAAUUGGGAAAUGGAGUUCAAAAAGUUUUUGCCAGGCUUCAAGAUUUUGACAUAUUAUGGGAACCAAGAAGAGAGGAAGCAAAAAAGACGAGGAUGGAUGGCUGAUGACAGUUUCAAUGUUUGCAUUACUUCGUACCAGCUUGUCCUGCAGGACGCGAACUCGUUCAAGAGGAGGAGGUGGCACUACAUGAUUCUGGAUGAGGCACACAAUAUCAAGAAUUUCCGAUCGGAGAGAUGGCAAACGAUGAUGACCUUCAACACCAGGGCUCGCCUUCUCUUGACUGGAACGCCCUUGCAGAACAACCUGACGGAGCUGUGGUCUUUGUUGUUCUUUCUUCAUUAUGGUCAAGACAAUGAAGGAGAAGACGAUGCUUUCGCGGGUCUCAAGGAAUGGUCUGAAUGGUUCAAAAAGCCUGUGGAGUCAAUUCUUGAACAUGGUCGUCAGGUGCUUGAUGAAGAGGACAAAGAGCAGGUCGCAAAGCUGCACAAAGUCAUUCGACCUUUCCUUCUUCGGCGGCUUAAAGCCGAUGUUGAGAAGCAGAUGCCGCUAAAAUAUGAGCAUGUCGAGAUGUGCCGACUAUCCAAGCGACAGCGACAACUUUACGAUGGCUUCAUGUCGAGAGCGCAAACAAAGGAAACCAUGGCCUCAGGCAACUAUCUAUCCAUCAUCAACGCGUUGAUGCAGCUUCGCAAGGUCUGCAACCAUCCAGAUCUGUUCGAGACACGACCCAUCACCACUUCAUUUGCCAUGCCUAAGUCCGUUGCCGCCGACUUUGAGAUCAAUGAUUUUCUAGUACGACGAAAACUGAUGCUUGACGCCUCUAGCGACCUCAACCUCGAUUUCUUGCAGCUUGCGCCGAUCUCGCAUGAGAACAUGUCCAUGAUAGAAUUCAAAGAGACAGUCAAACGACAUGCAUAUCAACAGCUGAAGGGGUUAAUGGACUCUCAGAGGCGCAGAAUCGCUCGAAAUUCUGGGUGGAACGGCGAGACUCGGUCGGGAGUGUUAGGGUCGCUGGAAAACAUUGGGAGAAAGGCUCGAAUUCAGGAGCUUGAUCAAACAAUGUAUUACGAAUCAUGGCGCCACAAUCAGCGUCCGAUCUACGGUCGAGGCUUGCUUGAGAAACUGGCCAUAAAAACAACAAGUGCUCAGCUGUCCAGACUAUCCCCUUCCAAGGUCAUGAGCAGGUGGUGGGAAAAGCAAUCGCCUGUGGAGUCUAUCAGUCUCGUGCACUCUGUCGAGUCGAGGUCAAAACAAAUGGAGCCGUUCGUUCAGCAAUUCGCCUGUAUUACCCCAGCCGUUGUGGCCACCGAUUUGGGCGUGGCCACCGUGACAGUGGCUGGCGCUGCAGCCAUCAGAGCAACAGAGUUGGCUCGCCGCGCUGAUCCUUUCCACCAAGCUCGGAUGAAGAUGUCUAUAGCAUUCCCUGACAAACGGCUGUUGCAGUACGAUUGCGGCAAACUACAACGAUUGGACAAGUUGUUGCGCCAAUUGCAAGCUGGAGGCCAUCGGGCGCUGAUCUUCACUCAGAUGACCAAGGUAUUGGACAUCCUGGAGCAGUUCCUGAACAUCCAUGGGCAUCGAUAUCUCAGACUCGACGGUGCCACUAAGAUUGAGCAGCGUCAAAUUCUGACUGAUCGGUUCAACAAUGACACUCGGAUUUUGGCGUUUAUUCUCUCCUCACGGUCGGGCGGUCUGGGCAUCAAUUUGACUGGAGCAGACACUGUCAUCUUUUACGACAUGGACUGGAACCCGGCCAUGGACAAGCAAUGCACUGACCGGGCUCAUCGUAUAGGACAGACCCGAGACGUCCACAUCUAUCGGUUCGUGUCAGAGCAUACCAUUGAGUCCAACAUUCUCCGCAAAGCCAGUCAAAAGCAGAUGCUGGACGAUGUCGUGAUCCAGGAGGGCGACUUCACCACCGACUACAUGAACAAGCUCACCUACCGGGAUAUGCUUGACGACAAUACGGCAGAGGAUGACGUUGCAGGCCAGGCCAUGGAUCGACUUCUCGGCAAUGACAGGACCAAUCUGACUGUCUUGGAAACGGCGGAAGAUCAAGAAGACCGUGCUGCCGCCAAGGUUGCCGCGAGAGAGGUCCAACAUGCGGAUGAUGGUGACUUUGAGGACAAGACGGCCACGGCGACUCCUCGGACGAACGAUGCGCAGACGCCUGGACCUUUUGCAGCCAACGAGACUGCCUUGGCCGAAGCGCAAGCAAAUGACGAGGCUGCCCAUGAUAUUGACGAGUACAUGAUUCGCGUGCAGACGUAUCUCAUGCGCGAUGUCCCUCUCGGACCUGGCAAGGAUAAACGAAAGAAAGGAAAACGACGAGAUGAGCAUCGCGUUCGGCGGGCAAGAUAA
This is a messenger RNA of Exophiala viscosa, 4794 nucleotides long. RefSeq names its product adenosinetriphosphatase. Gene Ontology annotation, molecular function: histone binding; ATP-dependent chromatin remodeler activity; ATP binding. The record is from RefSeq and is a predicted model, not a curated record. The transcript has a single exon. Lineage: Eukaryota; Fungi; Ascomycota; Eurotiomycetes; Chaetothyriales; Herpotrichiellaceae. Gene Ontology annotation, cellular component: Swr1 complex. The coding region runs from base 1 to 4794 and encodes 1597 amino acids. Gene Ontology annotation, biological process: chromatin remodeling.